UCGGUGACCGAACCCACGCCAACCCACGACUUUACACAACCCUGAAUUCCACUUCUCGUACACUUCUGUCCGGCUCCGAGUUCUUACUCAUAACGCCUCUCAGUUCUUUGUCAUCUACUCGUCUACAAACACCCAAAUCCACCAAUAAAUCCUUAGCCGGAAGCCAUAAAUUCCCCCUUCAGUGCUUGAUCUGAAAAAUCUGAUACCCUAUAAUCAGAGAUUUCGCAUCAGACGACAAUGGCGAAAGGAGGAGUGUUGAGCGAAGGCGUGCUGAAGAAGAUCAUACUUUCCUACACCUAUGUCGCCAUAUGGAUCUUCCUAUCUUUCACUGUGAUUGUGUACAACAAGUACAUCUUGGACCGGAAAAUGUACAACUGGCCGUACCCAAUUUCUCUCACAAUGAUUCACAUGAGUUUUUGCUCUUCUUUGGCAUUUCUUCUGGUUCGCGUGUUCAAGGUAGUUGAACCUGUCACUAUGUCUUGGGAUCUUUAUUUGAAAUCUGUGGUACCAAUUGGGCUUCUUUAUUCGCUUUCACUAUGGCUUUCAAAUUCUGCGUAUAUCUAUCUCUCCGUGUCAUUCAUUCAAAUGCUCAAGGCCCUUAUGCCUGUGGCUGUGUAUAGUAUUGGGGUUCUUUCUAAGAAGGAGAUCUUUAAAUCGGAGACCAUGACGAAUAUGAUUUCGAUCUCUAUUGGGGUUGGUAUAGCUGCUUAUGGGGAGGCUAAAUUUGAUACUUGGGGAGUUAUACUGCAAUUGGGUGCUGUGGCUUUUGAGGCCACCAGGCUUGUUAUGAUCCAGAUCUUGCUUACUUCCAAGGGAAUAACCCUUAAUCCCAUAACUUCUCUCUAUUAUGUCGCACCCUGCUGCUUGAUUUUCUUGUUUUUCCCUUGGGUUUUCGUUGAGUAUCCUCUGUUGAAGGAGACCUCCAGCUUCCAUUUGGAUUAUUUCAUUUUUGGGACCAAUUCUCUCUGUGCGUUUGCGCUGAAUCUCGCGGUAUUCUUGCUAGUGGGAAAGACCUCUGCAUUGACCAUGAAUGUGGCUGGUGUAGUUAAAGAUUGGCUCUUGAUUGCUUUCUCAUGGUCUGUGAUUAAGGAUACUGUGACGCCAAUCAAUUUGCUUGGUUACGCGUUGGCCUUCAUGGGCGUUGCUUAUUAUAAUCACUCAAAGCUGCAGGCACUCAAGGCGAAAGAAGCAGAAAAGAAGGCUCAGCAACCUGAUGAGGAGGCUGGUAGGUUGCUGGAGGAAAGUGAAGGCGAGAAUAAUGGUACUAAGAAGAACGAAUUACAGAAUUGAUUUAAUAUUAGAUCCUUUAUUUAAUGCUGUUUCGGUAGGAUGAGUCACGGAGCAAAGAGAAGAAUGAAGAUUAGACAACGCAUUCUGAGAAGUCUAGGUUCUAUUUUGGGUAUGCUAUCUUAGAAAUUUACUCCAUGUCUUUUGUCAUUCUAAUUUAAUUGUUUGAUUAGCUUUAUUAGUUUUUGCAUCAUGUUACUUGGAAUGUGAAGUUGCUCUAUGUAUGUUUCUUGAGAAUGACUUGAGGCUCACUAUGGACAACUCUUUCUGAUAUGAUAUUUAUAAUAACAAAUCUCUUCUUUAGUAGAGUUUUA
Messenger RNA from Olea europaea var. sylvestris, 1601 nucleotides. RefSeq names its product probable sugar phosphate/phosphate translocator At5g25400. NCBI's taxonomy places the organism in Eukaryota, Viridiplantae, Streptophyta, Magnoliopsida, Lamiales, Oleaceae. The transcript has a single exon. Gene Ontology annotation, cellular component: Golgi apparatus; endosome; trans-Golgi network. The coding region runs from base 238 to 1290 and encodes 350 amino acids. Gene Ontology annotation, molecular function: antiporter activity. The record is from RefSeq and is a predicted model, not a curated record.